GCCUGGGCGGGGCCACACUGGCCCAGCUUUCUAAGCGGAGGGCGGCUGGGCCAGGUGCCAUACGGAGUGGACAUGGGGCUGUGCCUGCCCUGCCUGGGAAAUGGGCCCCGGGACCCGCCACACGUAGAAGAUAGAAGACUAAAACUUGCAGAAGCUGCAGAAAGAAGACAGAGAGAGUCAUCAUCUCGAGGAAUUUUAAAUCUGCAUUCUGUAGAAGAGAAGAAGAAGAGAAAGGAAAAAAUGGAAAAACAGUUGCCUUCUGGUGGUCCCUCACAAGGAGGGCUUCGAUGGACAGUUUCAUAAAAAUGUGUGCCAAAUGGAAGAUGAGACUACUGGCGAUAACCUGUGGAACACUGCAGUCAUCUGGCGCUUCGUAA
This is a messenger RNA of Phascolarctos cinereus (koala), 377 nucleotides long. It is a transcript of the gene SVIP, whose product is annotated as small VCP interacting protein. The record is from RefSeq and is a predicted model, not a curated record. Gene Ontology annotation, biological process: negative regulation of retrograde protein transport, ER to cytosol; positive regulation of autophagy; negative regulation of ERAD pathway. Gene Ontology annotation, cellular component: endoplasmic reticulum membrane. NCBI's taxonomy places the organism in Eukaryota, Metazoa, Chordata, Mammalia, Diprotodontia, Phascolarctidae.